GCAUGAUGGAGAGAGGCCACAAUAGGGACUCUGAGCAGUGCCGCGUGAAAGUCAAGGAGCUCAGACAAGCCUAUCAAAAAACAAAGGAGGCAAACGGUCGCUCCGGGUCAGAGCUGCGGACAUGCCGCUUCUACACCGAGCUGCAUGCAAUUCUAGGGGGGGCUGCCACCACUACCCCACCUGUGAUCGUGGAUUCUGGGUCGGGGAUAGUCUCAUCAGCGACGCCUGAGGAUUCUGCCGAUGGGGGAGAGGAGGAGGAGGAGGAUGAGGAUGAGCUUGCAGAGAACACACAGCACUCCGUUCUCCCCAACAGCCAGGAUCUUUUUCUCACCCUGACUGAAGUACCCUCCCAACCCUCCCAAGCCAGUACCCAAGACUCUGACCCCAUGGAAGGGACCUCAGCAGCUGCAAAUUCCUCAAGCCUCCCUCCUCCAUCCCGAAGGUUAUCACAGAUAAGGCGUCGUAAGAAGAGAACGCGAGACGAGAUGUUUUCUGAAAUUAUGGAAUCCAGCCGCAGUGACAGAGCUCAUCUGAAUGAGUGGAAGGAAACAGUUUCAAAGUAUAGGAAAGAAGCCAGUGAACGUGAGGACAGGAGGGACCAACGUGAGGACAGGAGGGACCAACGUGAGGAGAGGAGGGACGCUCGAGAUGAGAGGUGACGGCAGGAAGACCAGAGGAGGCAGGAUGCAACGCUGGGGCUGCUGCGUGAGCAAACAGACAUGCUCCGGCGUCUGGUGGAGCUUCAGGAACGGCUGCUGGAAAACAGACUGCCGCUUCAGCCCCUGUUCCACCCUCCCCCCUCCCCAUGUUCCGUAUCCUCCUCACCCAGACGUGUAAGAACGCGGGGGGGAGGCUCCGUACACCUUCCCAUUCCACCCCAGUAGACAACCCAAGCAAAAGGCUGUCAUUUUUUUAACCUUUUCUUUGUGGCUUUUUCCUUCCCAGCAAUCCUCCUCCCAAAUACC
Molecule: messenger RNA, 965 nt
Organism: Malaclemys terrapin pileata
Lineage: Eukaryota; Metazoa; Chordata; Testudines; Emydidae
Product: SRRM2 protein homolog rsr-2-like
Exons: 2
Coding region: 3-659 (218 amino acids)
Source: RefSeq, a predicted model, not a curated record